Miniopterus natalensis is the source of this 3330-nucleotide messenger RNA. It is a transcript of the gene HNF1A, whose product is annotated as HNF1 homeobox A. Lineage: Eukaryota; Metazoa; Chordata; Mammalia; Chiroptera; Miniopteridae. The record is from RefSeq and is a predicted model, not a curated record. Gene Ontology annotation, molecular function: DNA-binding transcription factor activity, RNA polymerase II-specific; RNA polymerase II cis-regulatory region sequence-specific DNA binding. Gene Ontology annotation, biological process: pancreas development; liver development; positive regulation of DNA-templated transcription. Gene Ontology annotation, cellular component: nucleus.
GGGGCCCUGAUUCACCGGCCGCUGGGGCCAGGGUUGGGGGUUGGGGGUACCCACAGGACUUGGCUAGUGGGGUUCGGGGGGACCGGUGGGUGCAAGGAGCCUGGUUUGUGCCUGCCUGCUGGCCGACUGGUGAGGAGACAGCCCACGCGGUAGGGGAGGCGGCCAGCUUGGUGGCCCCAGGCCGCGUGGCCCAGUGGUAGUGGAGCCAUGGUGGCUAAACUGAGCCAGCUGCAGACCGAGCUCCUGGCGGCCCUGCUCGAGUCGGGCCUGAGCAAAGAGGCGCUGAUCCAGGCACUGGGCGAGCCGGGGCCCUACCUGCUGGCUGGAGACGGCUCCCUGGACAAGGGGGAGUCCUGCAGCGGUCGAGGGGAGCUGGCCGAGCUGCCCAAUGGGCUGGGGGAGACCAGAGGCUCUGAGGAUGAGACUGACGACGAUGGGGAAGACUUCACGCCGCCCAUCCUCAAAGAGCUGGAGAACCUCAGCCCCGAGGAGGCGGCCCAUCAGAAAGCCGUGGUGGAGAGCCUGCUGCAGGAGGACCCGUGGCGUGUGGCAAAGAUGGUCAAGUCCUACCUGCAGCAGCACAACAUCCCGCAGCGAGAGGUGGUUGACACCACCGGCCUCAACCAGUCACACCUGUCCCAGCACCUCAACAAGGGCACCCCCAUGAAAACGCAGAAGCGAGCUGCGCUGUACACCUGGUACGUCCGCAAGCAGCGAGAGGUGGCCCAGCAGUUCACCCAUGCCGGGCAGGGAGGGCUGAUUGAGGAGCCCACGGGAGAUGAACUGCCAACCAAGAAGGGGCGGAGGAACCGUUUCAAAUGGGGCCCGGCAUCCCAGCAGAUCCUGUUCCAGGCCUACGAGAGGCAGAAGAACCCCAGCAAGGAGGAGCGAGAGGCACUGGUGGAGGAGUGCAAUAGGGCUGAGUGCAUCCAGAGGGGGGUGUCACCAUCGCAGGCACAGGGGCUAGGCUCCAACCUUGUCACAGAGGUGCGCGUCUACAACUGGUUUGCCAAUCGGCGCAAGGAAGAAGCCUUUCGGCACAAGCUGGCCAUGGACACUUACAGCGGGCCGCCAUCGGGGCCAGGCCCGGGCCCUGCACUGCCCGCCCACAGCUCCCCUGGCCUGCCCCCAUCCGCCCUCUCCCCCAGUAAGGUCCAUGGUGUGCGCUAUGGACAGGCUGCAACCAGUGAGGGGGCAGAAGUGCCCUCAAGCAGUGGCAGUUCCUUGGUGACAGUAUCUACACCCCUGCACCAAGUGUCCCCCCCAGGCCUGGAGCCCAGUCACAGCCUGCUGAGCACUGAAGCCAAGCUGGUCUCAGCAACUGGGGGGCCUCUGCCUCCUGUCAGCACCCUGACAGCACUGCACAGCUUGGAGCAGACCUCCCCAGGCCUCAACCAGCAGCCCCAGAACCUCAUCAUGGCCUCGCUUCCAGGGGUCAUGGCCAUCGGGCCUGGUGAGCCUGCCUCCCUGGGCUCUACGUUCACCAACACAGGCGCCUCCACCCUGGUCAUUGGUUUGGCCUCCACGCAGGCGCAGAGUGUGCCAGUCAUCAACAGCAUGGGCAGCAGCCUGACUACGCUGCAGCCUGUCCAGUUCUCCCAGCCGCUGCACCCUUCCUACCAGCAGCCACUCAUGUCCCCUGUGCAGAGCCACAUGGCCCAGAACCCCUUCAUGGCCACCAUGGCCCAGCUGCAGAGCCCCCACGCCCUUUACAGCCACAAGCCUGAGGUGGCCCAAUACACCCACACGGGCCUGCAGACCAUGCUCAUCACUGACACCACCAACCUGAGUGCCCUGGCCAGCCUCACACCCACCAAGCAGGUCUUCACCUCAGAUGCCGAGGCCUCCAGCGAGUCUGGGCUUCACACGCCGGCAUCUCAGGCCACCACCAUCCACAUCCCCAGCCAGGACCCUGCUGGCAUCCAGCACCUGCAGCCUUCCCACAGGCUCAGCGCCAGCCCCACAGUGUCCUCCAGCAGCCUGGUAUUGUAUCAGAGCUCCGAAUCCACCAAUGGCCACAGCCACCUGCUGCCAUCCAACCACAGUGUCAUCGAGACCUUCAUCUCCACGCAGAUGGCCUCUUCUUCCCAGUAACCACGGCAACUGCCUCCCAGGGGCAGGCACUGGAAGCCUGCACAGCCUGCUCGGGGGGUGACCAGAACAUCUGAGCCUGCAAAACUUCUGCUACCACGGAGCUGCUGCCCUUCCCUGGAAAACUGGGUCUUGGUUCCACCCAGCGUUAGAGGGGGGCUCUGAGGUGCCCCAACCCAAGGAGGGCUGCUUCAGUGCACAAGGGGGGACUGUGGAAAGCUGGGAAGCAGAGGUUGUUCCUGGCAGGACACAAGAGGGACUGUCCCUGCUGCUCCAGGUACAUCUUGUCACUUGGAACAGAAGGAGACAGGCUUUGGACUCUGAUAUGCUCAUCUGGGCCUGUGGAGAGCCCCAGCACCCCAAAGGGAACUCUGGCAGCCACACUUCUCAGGACACAAGCCUGUAUAGCUGACUUACUGAGCUCUGAUGCCCUGUCCAGGCUAUUCCAUCCCAGUCCCCUUUCUGCGAUUAACCCACAUGCUCAUUUCUGCCCACCCAUCCCCCACUCACAUAAGAAUGCCGAGGGGCUACUCUGUCCCUCAGGGAGCUUGAGCUAAUGGUGAAGGCAUGAGGGCUCUCCAGCGUCCUUCGUUCUGAGCCAUCCCUCUUUUUGGACCGUCUUCUGGAACAUUCGUUCCCCCGAGCACUAUGCCUUCUAUGCCAGCCUGGUAUCUUGCCUCUACUGAAAAGCCCCUCAAGGCUAGGAAGUGGCCCUUGCUCCCGUGGGAACCUUGUGAUUCUGUGCCUGGUGCUAAGUUCUGGGGCAGCAGCUCCUCUGGCCUCUGGAGCCCUGCACACGCUUCCCUGGUUUGGAGAAGCUGCUGAGCUCAAAAGGCAGCAAGGCCUGAGCAGCUGGCAGAUGGAGGUGCCCAGGGGGAGAAGAGAGAGGCGAGACCAGAAGAGUGGAGCCACCUGUGUGGACAAGACAUGCCUGGAAGCCUGAGGGCCUGGGGGGCUGAGGCAUGAGGAGAGGUCCAGGCGGAUGCAGCCCCCCAAGGAGCCUCAGCCCAUGUACCACCCGAGGGACAAGGCGGCUGUGUAACCAGGGUCCUGUGACCUCAUCUCCCGGAGGCUGCUGCAGACAACCUGGCCCUUGUAGAAGACCUCCAUCUCGGAAUCAGGGACGGGCUGCACCCCCUGCAGCCUGCAGCCAGCGAAGGGCGAGCCUGUACAUUAUUUAACUUUUAGUAAAGUAAACGAGGAACGUAUCAGAUAAUUCGUGCUUGUCCACAGGUCACC